AUAUCCACACAGUGCAACCUCGCUGGUCGUAUUCUUUGCCCCAGCUUCCUCUCUCCCUACUUCGGCUGCCUCUUUCCACUCAUUUCUCGGAGCAACCCAGUUGAGACCCGGUCGGAUGCCCGUGGAAGCCCGUGUCCCAGCACGCCCAGGGAACAUCUUCAGUCAAAAAAUUCCAGACGGACCUGAGGAAAUCUGUGAGGCACGUUUGGAACGCCUGGCCAACGCUGAGCUGGGUGGAGUCAGACGUCGGGCACUAGUGGACCGUCAGGCGGAAGGCCAGUAGGUCGUUGAGUGUUCAAGCACAUCGGGAGGACAUUUCAGGUAGGCGUGGUGACACCAUGCGGCCCUGGGCGGGUUCAUGGCGUUGGAUCACCCUGGUGCUGCUAGCCUGGGGGACGCUCCUUUUCUACAUCGGUGGCCAUUUGGUGAGGGACAGUGAGCACCCGGAGCGCUCCAGCCGGGAGCUGUCGAAGAUCCUGGCCAAGCUGGAGCGGCUCAAGCAACAGAAUGAAGACCUGAGGCGCAUGGCUGAGUCGCUCAGGAUACCAGAGGGUCAGGCAGAGGCUGGCUCUCUGGCGGCAGGGAGACUGCGCUCUCUAGAGGACCAGCUGACCCGGGCCAAACAGAAGAUCCACACCUUCCAGAAACUGACAGGAGAUGGCCCCGGACCCACUCAGGAAGAGCUGCGGAGGAGAGUGGAUAAUGGCGUCAAGGAGUUUUGGUACUUUGUUCGCAGUGAGGUAAAGAAACUGGCCAACGCUGACGUCAACGAGCGGCAGAAAUAUGCUGACACACUCCUAACGGAUUUGGGAAACCAGGAAAGGUCCAUCAUGACAGACUUGUACUACCUCAGCCAAGCGGAUGGAGUGGGCGAGUGGCGAGUGAAGGAGGCCAAAGACCUGUCGGAUCUGGUCCAGAACAGAAUAACCUACCUACAGAACCCCCCGGACUGCAGUAAGGCCAGGAAGCUGGUGUGCAACAUCAAUAAGGGCUGCGGGUACGGCUGCCAGCUCCAUCAUGUCGUCUACUGCUUCAUGAUUGCUUACGGCACCCAACGUACGCUCAUCCUGGAGUCCCAUAACUGGCGCUACGCCCCCAGUGGUUGGGAGAGCGUCUUCCUUCCAGUCAGUAACAGCUGCACUGACCGCUCCGGUGCCACGACCGGACACUGGUCAGGGGAAGCCCAUGAUAAGGACGUCCAGGUUGUUGAGUUGCCUAUAGUGGACAGCCUUCACCCUCGCCCCCCCUACCUGCCAUUGGCCAUCCCAGAGGACCUAGCCCCGCGUCUGCAUCGCCUUCACGGUGACCCCUCCGUGUGGUGGGUGUCCCAGUUUGUCAAGUAUCUGGUGCGACCCCAGGCUUGGCUGGAGAAGGAGAUUCAGCAAGCUACCGCCAAGCUGGGCUUUAAACACCCCAUCAUCGGUGUCCAUGUGAGGAGGACGGAUAAAGUGGGGACGGAGGCAGCCUUCCACCCCAUCGAGGAGUACAUGCUGCACGUGGAGGAGCAGUUCCGACAUCUGGCCAGACGUGUCCAUGUGGACAAGAAGCGUGUGUACCUUGCUACAGACGACCCCUCCUUGCUGCUGGAAGCCAAGUCCAAGUAUCCUGACUAUGAGUUCAUCAGCGACAACUCCAUCUCGUGGUCCGCGGGCCUUCAUAAUCGUUACACCGAGAACUCACUGAGAGGAGUCAUCCUGGACAUCCACUUCCUGUCUCAGACCGACUUCCUGGUCUGCACCUUCUCCUCACAGGUGUGCCGUGUCGCCUACGAGAUCAUGCAGACCCUUCAUCCGGACGCCUCCUCCUUUUUCUACUCCCUGGACGACAUCUACUACUUCGGAGGCCAAAACGCCCACAAUCAGAUCGCCGUGUACCCUCACCAGCCUCGCAACAGCGAGGACAUCCCUCUGGAGCCCGGCGACGUCAUCGGCGUGGCCGGGAACCACUGGGACGGAUACUCCAAGGGCAUCAAUCGCAAACUGGGCCGCACGGGCCUCUACCCGUCCUACAAGGUCAAAGAAAAGAUCGAAACGGUGAAGUACCCGACGUACCCGGAGGCCGACAAGCUGCUGGAAUCCCACAAGAAAUGAGAACGGAAUACGAUGAACAUCUAAGAGGAUAAAGAGGAGAGAGACUCCGGUUCCUGGGGAAGGAGGCCGCUUUUGUCCAAAAAGAAAGAGGCCUACGAGAAGAAAAGACCUGCACCCGUCGUGGGUGACAGGACUGCACUCGGUGUGUGUGUGUGUGUGUGUGUGUGUGUGUGUGUGUGUGUGUGUGUGUGUGUGUGUGUGUGUGUGAAUGUGUGUGUGUGUGUGAAUGCCGACGUGACGUCACAGGAAGACUUGCACCACUACUCCCUUUGCCUGAUGCGUUCAGGCGGGGUCUGUAGAGUCUGUAGAUUUUAAACAAAACAAAAAAAAAAAACAUUUGAAAGAGAGAAAAAAAAAAAACUGUCUCAGCACAGAGCGGAUCUUUACUGUAAAGACUGAAGCGCCCCAGCUUUGAAAACUGGACAAAAAAGUGUUUUAUUUAAUUCUUUUAAGUGGUUUUGGAUUCUAAACUUGCCUUUUAUGUUUUUGUUUUGUUUUGACUGAAUGUACUGUAUCCUCUUUUUGCCACACUCCCACUUGUUAUUCGCCCUUUUUUUUUUCCCACGUGCAAUUCAUUUCAAUACCACGUUGUGCUUUUAUCAAUUGUAUUUUAAAACGGUCUUAAUCUGUGUGUGUGUGUGUGUGUGUGUUGAACUGCGUGAGUGUGUGUUGCUUUCAAGGGGCCAUGUAAGCGACCUGCCUGGUGCCUGCUUCUUUUUCCCCGCCUCCAGACUCGGUUGUUUGUGUGCCUGGAGGCGACACAGAAGGGUUUUUUGUGUGCGUGUGUACGUGUGUGUGUGUGUGUGUGUGUGUGUGUACUAUACAAUGGAGGAGUGCAGUAGUCCCCAACUGCUCGUGAACAACGGUCAUAUUAUUCGGAAGGAGUGACAUAGCUGAUGAUGCACAUACACAACAAGUAGGGAUGCUCCGAUCAUCUAGGACUGACAUUGGCCGAUAUCGAUCACAUGGGUUAAUUAGUCAUUUUUCUGUUUAUUUAUGACGGGUGCUAUAGGCCAAGGGGGGUGGGGGGGGCAUUUAAAGGGUAAAAAAGUCAGGACAAUCCCAAGGUCCUGAAUCUGGUGUCUUCCACCGCUGAGAAACCCUUAUUUUUUAGUUAUUUGCUUGGACGAGUGGUUAGCGUGCAGACUUCACAGCUAAGAAACCGGAGUUCAAUUCCACCCUCGGCUAUCUCUGUAUGUUCUCCCCGUGCAUGCGUGGGUUUUCUCCGGGUACUCCGGUUUCCACCCACAUUCCAAAAACAUGCUAGGUUAAUUAGCGACUCCAAAUUGUCCAUAGGUAUGAAUGUGAGUGUGAAUGGUUGUUUGUCUAUAUGUGUCCUGUGAUUGGCUGGCGACUAAUCCAGGGUGUACCCUGCCUCUCGCAUGAAGACAGCUGGGAUAGGCUCCAGCCCCACAACCCCCCCCCCCCCCCCAACCCUCGUGAGGAUAAGCGGUAGAAAAUGAAUGAAUGAUUAGGUUUGGCUGCACAGUAGUCGAGUGGUUAGCACACAGGCCUCACAGCUAGGAGACCCGAGUUUUAUCCCACCCUCGGCCAUCUCUGUGUGGAGUUUGCAUGUUCUCCGGGUACUCCGGUUUCCUCCCACAUUCCAAAAACAUGCUAGGUUAAUUAGCGACUCCAAAUUGUCCAUAGGUAUGAAUGUGAGUGUGAAUGGUUGUUUGUCUAUAUGUGCCCUGUGAUUGGCUGGCCACCAGUCCAGGGUGUACCCCGCCUCUCGCCCAAAAGCUUUUUAACGUCCUACCCCAUAAGAUAGUUUCCGUGGUAUGUGUUCGCAGUUAAGUUCCAAACUGUUGUUGUGAUCGGCGGCCGAUCGAUCAGAGCAUCCCUACACGGAGCUGUCGGCUGGCUCGCCAAAAUGAAGCACUCCACUGAUGUCUUCUCUUCAAACGUCCAUUUCCUUUUUUAUUUUUUUUAUUUUUUUUUACUUUGCUGUUUUAAACUAAAGGAGGACAACUGUGUUUAAAAAUGAUAAUGCUCUGUCUUCUCAAAACGCAUAAUUUCAUAACUUAUGUUCCUGGGCAUUGUCUUUGAUGACGACAGAUCAAAUAAAUUUGACAAACCAG
Molecule: messenger RNA, 4171 nt
Organism: Doryrhamphus excisus (bluestripe pipefish)
Lineage: Eukaryota; Metazoa; Chordata; Actinopteri; Syngnathiformes; Syngnathidae
Source: RefSeq, a predicted model, not a curated record